UGUCCGAAUCGGCCCCGCCACAAGCUAGCUGUGUGACCCUGGGCGGGCUCCUUCCCCGAGCCUUGGCUUUCUCGUCUGUAAAAUGGGUACAGCCUUUCUCAGCGGUUGUGAGAAGGGGAGCUCUUAACACAGUGUCUGACAGUGAGCACUCGAGAAUCUGUGUUAUUGUUAUUUAGGAAGUUAGAAUUUGCAUGUAGAUUAUGGGAACCUGUUAGAGCGCGUCUCAGUUGCUGUGACUUGUCGCUAAUCCGUCUUGUGUUCUGAGACCCGGUAAGAUCCCCAUCUACACACUUUCCAAGGAAAAUAGACAUUUCAGUCUCUUUUAUUGGAUUUGAGGAUGACUGUGCUUGUAAUUUCGCAGUAGGUAUUCUAUGAAGAGUCUUAAGUGGAUAGAAGUUUUGGAAACCACGCUGGCAAAGGAGUUCUGUUGUGGCACAUUUGUAUCUCCUUUCGUGUAAAUGCAGGUUUUUGCACUUGUUUACUGGAUUUUAAGUUGCUCUGCUGUGAUCCAUCACCUUCUCCUAAAGAUGCAUCCUGACUUAUCUCCACACUUGCACACUGAAGAAUGCAACAUCUUGAUUAACUUGCUAAAGGAAUGUCACAAAAAUCACAGCAUUCUGAAAUUUUUUGGUCAUUGCAACGAUCUUGAUCGGCAGAUGAGAAAAUGCCUGAAGAAAGAGUAUGCGGAAAGGAGGACGAAGAGCAGGGAGCAUGGCAAUGUGAUGCGAAAGAGACUUUUUAAUUCUUCAGAGGAGUCCGAAAAAUGAAUUAUAUUUUUGCUGAGAGAAGACUGGAAGACUCUUGGUUGACAGUCAGAAGAAUCCUUUCUUAUUUGGUCUCCGUGAUCCUUGACUGGGAAGUGUGACUCACUUUUGUACUUGAAGAAAUGGAGGAACCCAAGAUUCUGGGUAUUUGCUGAGUGGAUCCUUUGGCAGUAGUAGUCUCUCAUGGCUGCCAACAAACCUGACUUCUAACAUGUUCCCUUCCCUUUGUCUACCACCAACUAAUAUUGAGUAACUUGCCUCCCACAAUAAAAUAACUUAUUUUAA
Molecule: messenger RNA, 1049 nt
Organism: Trichechus manatus latirostris (Florida manatee)
Lineage: Eukaryota; Metazoa; Chordata; Mammalia; Sirenia; Trichechidae
Gene: CMC2
Product: C-X9-C motif containing 2
Exons: 4
Coding region: 459-767 (102 amino acids)
Cellular component (GO): mitochondrion
Source: RefSeq, a predicted model, not a curated record